Molecule: messenger RNA, 513 nt
Organism: Cooperia oncophora
Lineage: Eukaryota; Metazoa; Nematoda; Chromadorea; Rhabditida; Trichostrongylidae
Source: the annotation of a GenBank genome assembly
AUGAUAAAUCGGGUGCUGGAAUGGUUCGCGGAGUUUGUGUUUUGGAAGGAAGAAAUGGAGUUGACGUUGGUGGGAUUGCAAAAUUCCGGGAAAACAACGUUCGUCAAUGUCAUUGCGAGUGGGCAAUUCACGGAAGACAUGAUUCCCACCGUUGGAUUCAAUAUGAGGAAAAUAACUAAAGGAAAUGUUACGAUAAAGCUAUGGGAUAUCGGUGGUCAACCUCGAUUCCGAUCGAUGUGGGAGCGGUACUGUCGUGGAGUAAACGCAAUUGUGUUUAUGGUUGACGCUGCGGACGAGGACAAGUUGGAGGCGUCACGCAACGAGCUGAUGCAACUGCUUGAUAAAGCACAGUUAGAUGCGAUCCCUGUCCUUGUGCUAGGGAACAAAAAAGAUUUGCCCGGUGCUCUUGACGAGCGACAACUUAUUGAGCGCAUGAAUCUGUCUGCCAUCCAGAAUCGCGAAAUCUGCUGCUAUUCAAUUUCUUGUAAAGAAAAGGAGAACAUAGGUUUGUGA